UAAUAUUUUAAUCAAAAAUGUAUAUGGUUCAAUAGAUGACUGUCCUGUAGUAGUCACAAAAUUUGCAAAUGCUAUGGAGCCAAUUAUGCGCCCACAUAUACAAACUUAUGUAGCUUCAAGGAUGCAUCCAAAAAUGAGGGUAGCUGUUCUUAUAUCAGGUAGUGGAACAAAUUUACAGGCUUUGAUUGAUGCAACUACAGACGAUCCUUCUAUGAUGUCAGAAGUAGUUUUGGUAAUAUCCAAUAAACCUGAUGUUGAAGGUUUAGAACGAGCUAAAAAAGCUGGAAUUUUAGCUCUGGAAAUAAAUCAUACAAAUUAUAAAACUCGAGAAGAAUUUGAAAGUGUAAUGAUGAAAGCUUUGGAACAAACACAAAUAGAUGUUGUUUGUUUAGCUGGUUUUAUGCGAGUAUUAACCAAACAUUUUGUAAAUAAAUGGAGAGGACGAUUACUCAAUAUACAUCCAUCUCUCUUACCAUUAUUUAAGGGACUUGAUGCUCAAAAACAAGCACUUCAGUCAGGUGUUCGAGUUGCUGGUUGCACUGUUCACUUUGUUGAAGUAAAUUAA
This is a messenger RNA of Daktulosphaira vitifoliae (grape phylloxera), 565 nucleotides long. Its product is annotated as trifunctional purine biosynthetic protein adenosine-3-like. The transcript has 3 exons. Gene Ontology annotation, cellular component: cytosol; cytoplasm. NCBI's taxonomy places the organism in Eukaryota, Metazoa, Arthropoda, Insecta, Hemiptera, Phylloxeridae. The record is from RefSeq and is a predicted model, not a curated record. Gene Ontology annotation, biological process: 'de novo' IMP biosynthetic process. Gene Ontology annotation, molecular function: phosphoribosylglycinamide formyltransferase activity. Bases 74 to 565 code for a protein of 163 amino acids.